This is a messenger RNA of Paramecium tetraurelia, 1287 nucleotides long. RefSeq lists its product as uncharacterized. The record is from RefSeq and is a predicted model, not a curated record. Gene Ontology annotation, molecular function: ATP binding; protein serine/threonine kinase activity. Gene Ontology annotation, biological process: peptidyl-serine phosphorylation; intracellular signal transduction. Lineage: Eukaryota; Ciliophora; Oligohymenophorea; Peniculida; Parameciidae. The transcript has 8 exons.
AUGGGAAAUUGUAAUAACAGCAAAGAUGUAAAUUUUGAUGAUGCUUUGUUGCCUUGUAAGGCUGAUUUUGCAUUGCUUUUUGUUAUUGGCAGAGGUGGUUUUGGAAGAGUUUGGAAGGCUGAGAAUAAAAAGUCGAAAUAAUAGUUUGCAAUCAAAGAAAUGAACAAAUGCAAGAUAAUUAAUAAGAAAAGUGUUAGUUCAGUCAUGAAUGAAAGAUAUUUAUUAAGUAAUUUACGGCAUCCGUUUUUAGUAAAUAUGCAUACAGCGUUUUAAGACAGAGAAAAUUUAUAUUUAGUAAUGGAUUUGAUGCAAGGUGGUGACCUAAGGUAUCAUCUAUGCAAACAAAGAAAGUUCGAUGAAAAAUAGACAAAAUUUUUUAUAGUGUGUUUGUUGUUAGCAUUGGAUUAUUUGCAUACUAACACAGUAUUGCACAGAGAUAUUAAACCAGAAAACCUAGUGUUUGAUAGAAAUGGUUAUUUACGGUUAACAGAUUUGGGCAUAGCCAGAAUUUGGAAACCUGACAACGACAACGACACUAGUGGAACUCCUGGCUAUAUGGCUCCAGAAGUUAUGUGUCGACAAGCUCAUGGAGUAGCUUCUGAUUAUUUUGCUGUUGGAGUCAUAGCUUACGAAUGUAUGAUGGGAAAAAGACCAUACUUAGGGAAGACUAGAAAAGAAAUUAGAGAUCAAAUAUUGGCUAAAUAGGUCUUGGUUAAAUUGAAUUAGAUACCGAAAGGAUGGUCAGAAGAAGCAGCAGAUUUUAUCAACAGAACUUUGCAAAGGAAACCUGUGAAUAGACUAGGAUUUAAUGGUCCUGAGGAAGUGUAAUCACAUCCAUGGUUUAGAGAUAUUGAUUGGAAUAGUCAUAUGAAUUAAUCAGCUACCCCACAAUACUCCAUAAAUAUUAACAAUGAUAAUUUUGAUGCCAAAUUUGCAAAUAUGAAAGAAGAUGAAGAUUAUGAGUCUAACUUAUUGAACGGAUAAUUGUUAAGAAGACAAUCAAUUUAGGAUUAAUUUAAUGGUUAUACCUAUGAUCAGACAAUCACACAAUAGCCCAUCCUAUAUAGUCUCACUACUAAAUAAACAGUACCUCAUUUGAAUACAUAAUAAUUGACAUCAGGUAAGAGAACCAACAUUGAAGAAACCAAUCCCCAAUUAUCCUAAAUUUCAUAAAAAAAAUACAAUUUAAUUUCUUAAACCCCUAGAUAACAAUCUAAAACAAUGUUAACUAAUUAAAAACAUUAAUCUGAUAGUAAUCGUUUUACUAACAGACUUUAAUUCAACUGA